ACCGGCGAAGAAGAUACGCCGUUCGGUCGGGGCGUUCGCAUAACAGGUGCGUGUGGAUCGCAGAGUGCAGACUGCAGGCGCGCAGUUCAUGUUCGUCCGGUUUCCGUGCGUGUUGUUUAUUCGUCGCCCAUCGUUUGCUCGUCGAUUCCCCGUGAUUCUCUUCUACAACCCUUUCGAUAUCAUCCUCCAUCCACUCGACCAUAACGAAUAAACUACGUGAUUUACGAGCGAUCUUUUAAGUUGGUCCUAUUUCCCUGACCAAAAGAUGUGUUUUCGCACGAUAAUCUCCGACAGUCCAGCAUCAUGCCGCGGGCAUUAACGUCAUUAUAGGUGAUGAACCAUCAAAUUCGAUAUUGGUCAGUCCCAGCGUUCGGUCGUCGUGAAAAGUAUCCGAACAACGGGAAAGGAAUGGCCUACAAGAUAUAUUUUUAACAUUUUGGAUACAUCGACAGCGCAAGGCACAGCGAUGAGCACAGUGGCCGCAAAAGACUUUGUGACCGUCGUAUCGGUGGACAGCGGUGGCCGUGGCGGCGUUCAGACGGUCGAAGAUUCGUUUGUCACCGUGCUGUCCAUCGGCGAGGAUGCCGCCGCCGCUGCGGACGGUUCGACUUGCAGCGCCGCCGAAGAAGUGCUCGUCUACCGUCUGCCCGGCGAGCGAUUGGGCUUCGGUUUGCGGUUUGACGGCGUGGACACGUGCAACCGGCUGUUCGUGCAGUCAUGCGCCGACGGCAGCCCGGCGUCCCGCACACAGGCGUCGUGGGGACCGCUGGCCGCCGGCGACGAAAUCGUCCGGAUCAACGGCCGGCCGGUGAACAGGCUGAGCCGCGACGAUUGCGUCCGAUGCCUCAAGGAGUCCGGGCUGGUCGUCAAGCUGCACAUGGUCGACGGUCGGCUGGCGGUCAAGGCACCGCCGCCCGUGCCUCCCCGGAAACAGAAGAAAUCGGAACCGCCCCCGCCGAUCGCGUCGUCCACUCUGUACACGGAUGCCGUCGAAAGGUUAUUUGUUUAUCACGGUGAAUCAGAAUCAGAUGAUACCAACAGCAGCGUUUCCACGGUGGUGUCAAAGUGUCCUGCCGAAUCUUCCGUCGGCGAAGACUGCGACGGUGUGUUGAACUGCGGCAGCGACAAGAACUGCGUGUUGGACAAAGUGCUUGAGCCGUUCAUGCAGCUGGAACGGGAGUUUUCAUCGAGCGCGGCCAUCGGCGACGACGUGGGAUUGUACGAGAAGUUAGUGGCCGUGGCCGAGGAGGACCGGCUGCCACCUAAGCCACUGCCUCGAAAGGAAGUGCGGCCGCCUAAGAAGAAACCGCCGCCGCCUCCACCACCGCUUCCUUCGACGCCGCCGCCGCCUGCUUAUCGGUUACCGCCCAGGCUUGUGGAUUUCGUGCAUAAAGACGAACCGACACAAACAGUUGUAGACACAGCCACUGCAGCUGAUGACGACGACAACGACGAUGUUUUCGCAAUUGUCACCGAUUCAAUUACUAUUCCGAUAAAUGAUGAAAAAAUAACAACUGCAGAGCAACACAAUCAAAAAAAAGAGUGUGACGCGACUUUGGAACGACCGGAAAACCUAACGUCGAGCUGCGAGCCAGAUCAUUUUUACAGCGGCGGCGGCGGCGACGGAGACGGAUCGACGACAAUGAAGUCGUCGCAUUUGGUGGCCGUGGAACCGUCGAGUAGGACGGACUCGGAAACGGAUUCGGACGGUUCGAGAAACUUUGUUAGGACAAUAACACCAAAAAGAACCACUUCGGGCAGAACAGACGAAGUUUGCAACCGGAGCGUGCGAGACAAAAUAGCGAUGUUUUCACGGGCCACGACUACGACGCCGGGCGGCGAGAAAAAAGAUUCGUCAUCGUCAGCUUACUCGACAGCUUCCGCAGACUCGUCCCCGACAGCGUCUCCUAAAGCUGUGGCGUAUAGCACCCUACCGCGCAAACCACCGCCGCAACAACAGCAACAGCAACAACAGAAGCAACAGUAUUCAGCCACAGCGCGACCGUCGUGGGGCGCACCAAUGCAGCUAGGUGCACCUACAGACCAUCGACGGUCUCAAAGCCUCGUCGAGCAACCGUACAGCAAGUACUUCAACACGAUGAACGCGUACGCAGAAAUGGGACGGUCGUCGUUGAACGCUCUGAUCGAACAACGUCGGCGGAGCAUGUCCAAACUCAGGGGACUUGUGAUACCGGAAAAAGUAGUGCCGGGGUCCGGAAGCGGUUUUGGCGGUGGUGGAAGAGACGGCACAAGUAACGGUACCAAUGCCGACGAAUCGCAGCUGCAUCCGGCCGCGAUUCCCGAUUUACCGCUGGUGAUCAAAAUUCCACAGUCGGAAAACAAUGAUGACGACACCGAUGCCCCUGUGUUGUGUCCGCCCACCAAGACGUACGUCAACGAACCGGCAAUCGGCACGGUGACCAGACGUGCUAACCCAGUGUUGCGGCAGUCAUUUAUGGUCGUCCCCGUAAUCACACCGGCGCCCGCGACGGAACAGCGGCGUCCGUCGUCUGCGUCCAGUUCACCGUCGUCGUCUUCGUCUUCCUCGUCUACAUCGUCCUCAUUGAACUCAAGCCGAGAGGAACUCAGGCACAUACACGACGAACGGCCACUGUCGUCCGUCAAGUCUUCCAACAAGAGUUCAUUUAAAGCGGACAGCGAUGAAGACUCAGCGCUCAGCUCCAGUCGGUCAAGCACGUCGCUCCAACAGUAUUCGCCAGCUUCAUCACCGCCACCUCAAUCACAGCAGUCGACGCCGCCACCACUACCAUCUUCGUCGCCACCACCGCCGUCGACCGCAAACGCGGCUUUUUCCAACCACAGUAGUCCGUCUACAUGCGACACUGGAAAACGAGUGCUGAAAGCCGAAAGCGUAGAGGCUAUCAAUCGGAAAAACGUACUCUGUUCGGCCAGAAUCAGCAGCGGCAAACCGGAACCUCAGGCAGUGUUACCGUCGUCCCCGGCUAAUAACUACGUGUGUAAGACCGAAUACUCGCCGAACCACCAUCACUAUCAUCAGAAUUAUCAUCAACAGCUACAACAUUCAGACGCGCCAGCGUUGAAAUCAGUCAAGUCUGGGCCGAUAUUUGCCACCGGAACCGCGAUCGUCAAUAGGUACACGCACAACCGGAUGUCGUCAGUGGAGUCUACGACUAGUGACGAUUCAUCCAUGCAAUACGCAGUAAACGCCGAACCGUUCGGCAGCAUCAGCUCAUUAGCGUCGUCCACUAGUUUGAUCUCACAACAGGAACUUCAACAGCUCAUCGACGACGCCAACCAAACACUAGAAGAGAACAACAAUGGUUGUUACGGUAUCGCUGCGGCUGCCGCGAUCCCGCCGCACUCGGUCGAAGUGACUGUCGUCAUUCUGCACCGGGAUAUGGCUACCAGUAGUGUGGGUAUCACGUUAGCCGGCGGUGCUGAUUAUGAAACAAAAGAAAUAACGGUGUAUAAAGUACUAACUGGAAGUCCGGCGGAUAAAGACGGCCGCAUCCGAAAAGGCGACCGCAUAUUAUCAAUAAACGGCAAAAGCAUGAAAGGAAUCACGCAUCGAGAAUCAUUGGCAAUACUUAAAGCACCUAGGUCUGAAGUAGUGUUGGUAAUAUCUAGAUGCAAGUCAGACACGACCACUGAAUCUGUUGGGCUACUUCAAUCUGCUGAUCUCACGACUUCAGCCAAAAAUGAUGUUAUAACAAAUAGAGUAUUUGGACCAUUAACUAAAGUAAUAUUAUCAAAAGAUGGUUCAGGUUUAGGCUUUAGUUUGGAAGGUGGAAAGAAUUCACCAACUGGUGAUCAACCAUUAACAGUGAAAAAGAUUUUCACAGGUGGAUGUGCAGAACAAUGUGGACAAAUAUUAGCUGGAGAUGAAUUGGUUUCAGUAAAUGAUAUAGAUGUGACUGGGAUGUCGCGUACUGAAGCUUGGAAUUUGAUGAAGAGGCUAGUAAAUGGAAGUGUUACUCUCGGUAUACGACAUGUAGUCUAAAUACUAUAUAUACUAAUAGAUAUUUUUAUUGUAUGGAAAAUUUAAAAUUAUGUAUUGUAUAUUUAUUUAUA
Melanaphis sacchari is the source of this 4053-nucleotide messenger RNA. It is a transcript of the gene bbg, whose product is annotated as flocculation protein FLO11. NCBI's taxonomy places the organism in Eukaryota, Metazoa, Arthropoda, Insecta, Hemiptera, Aphididae. The record is from RefSeq and is a predicted model, not a curated record. The transcript has 9 exons. Bases 467 to 3982 code for a protein of 1171 amino acids. Gene Ontology annotation, molecular function: protein binding.